AGGGAUCAUGUUCUACAGCUUUAUAAAGGUCAAAGAAGGUUUGCCCAAGGAGUGUUUCCUUCUCCCCCUAAACUCGUGGUGAGUCCCUCAAUUAGCUUAAGAUGGCGCAGGUAGACUGAAGACUUUUUAAGCCACAGGCUACAAUAUGUACCAACACUUUUAAUAGUUCUUGUAAAUGUAUUUUGCUUGUCGCGGUCUUUUUCGUAAUGUUGGGGAUAAAAAUUGUUUAUUUCACAAGAGCCGAUGGUCUGUGAGCGAUCGUAAGUGACUGUCACGUUUGUCUUCUUAAUCUUUCAUUUACAAAAGUGAGACUAUUUUCUGAUGGUCAAUAGACGUGAUCGUUAAAUUGAGAGGGUGCCAAUGCAUAAUAUACUUUCAAGUCAUAAAACAACGUUUUUCACUUCUGACUUGAUGCAGGAACUUCGCGUUGUAUUCUCAUCCAGGGUUCUCAUGCACAGUCGUGAAAAGUCCUCGAUUUCCUUUUUGCCUUGAAAUGUCCCUAAAUUUCUGUGGAAGUCCUUGAAAAUUCCUUUAAUUUUGUUCAACUCUGAAUGUAGUGGCCCGAAAAGUGUUUUCUAACGCUUUUUGGUUGUCCCAGAUAGAACACAAAUUGUAGCUCAGAGAAGUUAAAGAUGAUUUACAUAAGGCGUUCUUUUGUUUUAUGCAUUAAUUAACUGUCAAUUUAAGAGAAGAAAGUGCGCUGAAAAUCAGUUCUGUAAAAUUGCAUUCCUGGUAGGUGGUCCUUGCAUUGAAAAUUAAAUCUUGUCCUUGAAAAGACCUUAAAAAGUCGUUAUAAAAUGGUAAACCCUGUGCCAUCCAUGAAACCGAUUAACACAUUUUCUAUUACACAAAUAGAUUAGUUUGUCGGACCGUCGUUUUCGGAUAUAACAUGUUUUUCACAAAUGAACCUACAAUUGUAGUUGUAUGGCCUGACUCUCCACGAGUCUUCCAAAGCGCAUGUCUAAAAAACACACCAAUAAAACCAAUCAGUAUUCAUAAACUUUGUGUGACUGACUUCCUUUAGGGGUGCUCAUAAUUGCUUUCGUUUGUUUAUUGUUUUGUUUUGUUCUGUUGUUGUUGUUUUUUUUUAAUUUCAGUUAGGGAGUCUUCGGUUCUCGGGAUAUCAAGUUGCCUAUAUAAUUUAUGGUAGGAGUUAUGUAACUUUUAGUAAGCUUAGUAGCAUCUAGUAUGGAAUAAAUCUGCUCUAAUCCAUUGACCCGUUCAUUUUUUCACUUCCAUAAUUGUUUAAGUUCAAAGUGAAAGAAAAAAACUGAUCGCAUAUGGUGAAACUGCUGAUCAGAAGGUUUCAUUCCAUAGAGUAGACGGUGCACUUAAUAUGGCCCAUAUUUUUUAGAACUAUGCUUGGAGAGAAAAUUGCGUCUCGACACGUAUUUCAUUAAAAUGCGAGUCGCUGACACUCUUUUUUGUUAUAAGCACUUAACGAUAAGAUAAGAGUGUGUUAAGCAGGCUUUAUGUUCUUAGUAUGGUGACGUACGGUACGUCAAGCAAAGGUCAUUUUAAAAUUACUCCCAAAUGAUUGACCAUUAAAUUUUUGUCUUACAACUCUAAAUACCAAAACAAAAUAUUAAUAAAACUAGUGGUUCCCUUUGGAAGGUGAAGUGCUGGAGGCAGAGGGUUUAGUUAUCAUAUUCUCAAUUCUUGGAGAAAAUAUUGGGAGAUUUUUGGUACUAAUGUCUAAAUUGUAUUCUAGUACAGGGGAAGGAUAGGAAUAUGUCAAUUACUGGCACAUCGGCCAUCAAGCACAUUCGCUCAGUUCAGUUUGUUUGUCACAGAUCAGAGAAAAUCAGCUCAACUCGGGAUUUUGGUCUGUAGGUCACAUUAUGUAUCUCCUUUCGCAUGAUUUGCAGUCAACAGUGAUUUUAAAUCAAUGAUGCUUUGAAAGAAAAAAAACCGAACAACCCCUUAAGUACCACGGUAGCAAAGCAGUGCAAAUUAUACUCGCACAACAUUCACGAAUACGACUUGUCAACUCGCCUUUAUAAGCUGUGCAUUUCGCAAAAGGAAGCUGAACAGAGGGCACGUGUUGAGCCAUCGUUGCAAUGGUCAGCUGUGUUGCUGAUCCACACGAAAGCGAGGCAAAGUGUGCCACUAACAAACGUCGAGAAUCAAACUGGUAUCUGAAUGAAAUAGAUAACAGAAAACAAGCUAGUCCGUCGUUAGCCAGCGAAAAGGAAUUACACCAGCUUAUUUAAAGACAUUUUCUAUGGGUUCGGGAUGGUGGUGAAGAAUAGCCAGUCAAAGAAUUCAAAGGCUUAUUUUUUACUUGAACCUUAAACACGUAGUCACUUUAUGUGAACUCAAACCACAUUUAUACAGUCAACUUACUACAUUUUGAUUUUGAUUUAAGUUGCAAUGAGUGAUUAUGCUGUUUGGCUGUAUCAUACUACAGACAUUUAUAAGUUUCACCGGUUCUUUUUCUUGUUCCUGCACAAGGCUCUUCUUAAACAAUGGCUGCGUAGAUGACUAGGAGUGUGUCCACUUAACCCUUUAAACCCUAAAAUUAAAAUAAAUUCAAAUUCUCAUUUGUUCUCCCUAUACAGUUGUUUGAACAAAAAAAGUUACAAUAUAAAUUAACUUGUAUAAUCAAGUCCUUGAUUCUCGGUACUACUGUUUUAUCAAGCAAAGAUUAUUACAAGAAGAAAUUUAGUGCUACCACUCUUAGAGCUAAGGGUUAGAAGGGUUUGAACAGCUUGUACUGUAGCAAGAUAAAAACAGUCAGUCCGCCUUGCAAAUUGGCUUAAAAUCACAUUCACUAUAUACUGAGCUACUUUGUAUAGAUGUUUAUAUUUUCAGGUUAGAUUAGAAAGUGCCCACAUCGCCUUUAACUUGCCUUUUUCCACCACUAUCCCGGGCCCCAUAAAAGUUUUUUUUAUGAGCGUUGCGUGACGGGAGACUGUGACGAAGACUUAACAUCCACAGGACUGAUCGCUAGUAUCAACUUAAGAAAAGGUUAUGAGGGUUAUCCCGUUGAAUAGAGUUUCGUUUUCCAUAAAAAUUUAGGCAAAAUGUUAUGUUUAUGACUUACAGUCGCGAGUGUUCGUUAAAUGUGAGGUCUUCUGUGACAGGUUUCACUGUCUGUGUGAUUUCUUUCUUUCUUUUUUUUUUUCAGGAUAUCUCUCGGUGGGAAUUGUUCUAUGGCUUGUUCUAUUUGUCCCUGUACUUUUUUUUAAGCAUAUAAAACCUGUCCUUCCCAAAAACGCAUGGGAAUGGUGUUUAGUAAGAGCGGAAUCAGUGAUGUAAGUAAAAUUUGUGGCUUGUUUAAGUUUGUUUGCUUCAGCUGCUGCUGCCGCGCCGCACAUUUUUAAGUUUAAACACUACGAAAGAAGCUUUUGUUCCUAGGCGUCUUAAGUGUGAAAAACGGAAACGCGACUGCACGAGCUAUCAAGGAGUAUCGCGCAUUGAACCAUGGGAACGUUUAGGGUAGACGCAAAGGACACUGGGAAGAUACCAAGCGCGGAAUUAAAAGCCAAGUCGCUCUCGAAUCCGCUAGAACACGCCUGGGUACAAUGCAGUUCUAGGUUUAUACCUCACCGUGCGUGCCGUGCACUACAAGCGAUCAGUACUUAUGUUAUCCCAAUUUUCUCCCUCAGAUGUAAGGCGAUGCUGCUCCCUACUUUUUUCCCUGCAUUUUAAAUUUUUAGCCAUUAUACGUUGUCAAACCUCUUCUCCUGAGGAGCAACUUUCUAAAAUCAUUUAGCACCUGAUUAUUGCCAAGUCUGGUCCAAAUUGGUCGCUAUGGUUGUAUUUUUAAAUGCAACCAUAGCGACUUAAAAGUCGCUAUGACAUCAUAGAUGGCAGAAGGUCAAGCAAUUUGGAAGGGAAGAAUCGACUUUUUCUCAGUUUUUUGUUUUUGUUGUUGUUGUCGAAAAACGCUGACACACUGAAGACGAAGUUGAGGGAAACAUCAGGGCUCGAGGGAUAUCUUCAAAAAACGUUGCUUUUAGCUUGAGGCUCCAUUUUUGUUGUUGUUGUUAUUGUGUUCAUUCAGGAAAGUAAAAACUGGCAGUCGAUUUUUCCCGCCUUCUCUCACGCCACCGUUCCACUAUGUUGAACACGUGCUGUUGUAUCUUGAGCUUGGUACAAUUGCUGAAUUGUAUCACAAACGAGAUGCAAUUAGAUUCAGACAAGGCCACCUGACCACGAAUUAACCAAUGACAGUCCCUGUUUAGUCGAAUAAAAUUCUAAAGCUGCCACUAGAAUUAUGUAGUGUAAUACUGAACUUUUGGUGGUUUACUGAUUUCAGAUCCGCGUUUAUCAUGUCCGUUGUCCUUUACCUCUUUCAAUUGUUUCUUGUCCACUAUGUCUUCCGCGACAGAGAUUUUCCCAGGAUUGUCAUCACGGUGGAUAACAGGUAUUUGCCGUCUUCACUACGUCUUCUCCUUUGGUUCUUGAACCUUGUAAAAACAGUUCAACCUACCGUAUGUGACAACGCGGCAAAAGGGUCACAUUUAUUGCUCUUUCUGCCUUCCAUCCUUUUCUUUUAUUGAUUUAUUUUAAUAUUUGUUAUUUAUAUGUUUAUUUGACUGAUUGACUGAUUUAUUUUUUUAUAUUGCAGACGCUUGUUCUCGAUUAUGUCAUACUUCUUGUUCUUUUUCAACAUUCUGGUCGGAUUGUUUUCUGGCUUUCUUCGCAUCACCUUGGGUAUAGUUCUAGGAGUUGUAUUCCUGGCUCGUAUAGAACGGUCGACCUUGAUGCAGGGAUUUCAAAGAUAUGACCGAGGCAUGUCGAAAUCUUUAAAGGGGAAUCUUUACACGGUUUUCCGUAACCAUGAUAAUUUUUAUUCUACUUGCAUUUAAAAUAUGAAACAAGCCAGAUAUAACUUACAACAUGCAAGAUACAGGCUAGCCAGUUCACGGUGAAGGUGGUUAUCACGGUAGAGACCAUAAGAAACAUUAGAUAACAUCGACGUCAUACGUCCCUAUUUUUUUUGCUCUCCCUCUGAUCCCUUCUUUAUCGCCUGAUUUCUCCCUCCUCUCUUAUAUUUUCGACACAUUAUCAUCCCCCUCCCUGGGCUGUUCACAGACCCUCAAUUUUUCCCCUUAAAGAUCGUCGAGUGCGCGUAUUUUCUAUCGACAGAUCGUCGAGCACGCGUAUGGAAAUAAAAACCGCGGGGGAUUUAUUUACCCCAAGGGCGCUCCGUGCUUGCUCUAGCGCGCCCGCACUGUCAGAUUGUCGAAAAAAAACGUCUAUGGCCAGGCUACUUCCUUCCUAAACCGUUUCUCUCCCUUCUCAAAAGAAUGUAACUUGUUAACAACGACAGUUGCAAUCCAAUCAUUCAGCAAUGUCCUUAAAAGACCUUUACCUUUUAAUGUGUUCAUUCACUGGCACAUGCUUGCCAUGAGGUUCCAGUCUCCCUCCAUCUCACAUUCUUGUCCUUCUCUUCUACAGCAUUUGUUGCUUACCUUGGUUUUAUCAACCUGCUUGUUGCUCAGAGCCAUCCCGUGAUGCUUUUGUUUUGUCAGUUACUGAUAAACAGGGACAAAGUUCACCAGCCUAAUUCGGAAUCUCCAGCAGGUGCUCAGUCUGAGAACCGCGAUUGGUCAAAGGAAACUGGGGAUGCCUCUGGUAUGUGCUUUGUUAACCUUGUUAAAUCCAUCAAAUAUUUGAAAAAUCAUUGAAACAGUUGAACCCGACAUAACGAGAUGCGAUUAGCGACUGGGGAUACAAGCACCUGCGUCAUUUCCUGGGCACUUUAAAUCGGGGCCCUAUUCAACAUAUUUUAUUGUAAUUGGGGCGUAAAAUGGUUAGGUUAUAGUUCGAGGGUUUGUAAUAGGGAGUAAGCAAAGACGUUUUUGAGCGACGCACGUCAACCGGAACUGACGCUACAAUUUUAAAAAAACCUCACCUCUUUGGUGUAUAGGCAGCUAAUUCUGUUCUUUUUUCGUUUGCAGUGUAUACUCGUGAGCGGAGACUCCCGCGUAUGUCUCAAAAGGCAUUCAAUCGCUGGCAUGUGACUGUGACACUGCUUCGUAACCCAUGUCUUAUCAAAUAUCGUAGGCGGGUUGGUAUAAGUCGUGCAACUUCCGUUAGCCUCAGGAGUAUCCGCACUGACUUGAGCGACCUGGUGCUUGCUUGA
Molecule: messenger RNA, 6097 nt
Organism: Porites evermanni
Lineage: Eukaryota; Metazoa; Cnidaria; Anthozoa; Scleractinia; Poritidae
Source: the annotation of a GenBank genome assembly